CUCACACACUUAUAUUUUCACCAUUCUAUAGCACACAACACAACACAAGCACAUAGCAUGAUACUCCUUCUUGAGUAACCAGCGCCUCCGCAAAACCCAAAACCACCACCACACAACCACUCUCUCAUUUCAUCAACAACAAUACACACUAGGGUUUCUCAUUCCCAAACGACACCGUUUUAAACAACAACAUUAUAACCCUUCCGACGCUAUUUCUUUCUUCGUUUAUUUAUCAAUGGCUACCGCUCCUGCACCAGUCAAGUCUCAACCACUUCACAAUUUCUCUCUCCCUUUCUUGAAAUGGGGAGGAACUGGUAAGAAUCACACCAACACCAGUAACCAUCAACGUUCCCGUCGUCAUUCCGAUCACGUUUCCGAACCGGACUCCGAACCUGACUCUCGUCCUCACCGACUCGGAUCCCGAACCGCUAGGAACCGAUUCGGAGGAGUAUCUUCUUCAUCAUCGCAAAGACAACCUCCACCGUCUUCCAACAACGAAGCGGAUGAUGAUAAUGAUGAUGAUGAUGAUGCUGGAGAGAAGAAGCAAGAGGUUGAAGAUGAACUUGACGCGGUGGUGGUCGGAGUUGAGGAGACAGUGCAGAAGCCGUGGAAUUUGAGGCCGAGGAAAUCUAUUAGAGGAGGGUUUGAGAUCGGAAACGGAGGUUCUAGAAAUCAGAAUAGUAACAACGGUGGUGAAUUGCAGGAAACGGUUAACGGUGAGAGUCCGGCGGUGCCGAAAUCGCUUCGGCUUAGGGGUUUUGCUGAUACGAGCUGUGGUGAGAAGAAGGAAAAGAGGAAAUUCUGGAUCGCUCUUUCGAAGGAAGAGAUCGAAGAAGAUAUUUUUGUGAUGACUGGUUCUAGGCCCAAUCGUAGGCCCAGAAAGAGGCCCAAGAAUGUUCAGAAACAAAUGGAUAAUGUUUUUCCUGGAUUAUGGUUAGUGGGUAUAACUGCUGAUGCUUAUAGGGUAGCUGAUACACCAACAAAGAGGUAGAGAAGAUGUGAAGUGAAUUGGAGCUUGUAAAUGGGGUAAUGGGAAUGAGGUAUAAAAGUGAAGAAUUUUGUAAAGAGAAAAUGAGAAGGAAAUGUUGGAGAUAUUGGAUGGAAUUGGAGAGAAUUGAAGAUGCUAAUGUUUUAUUUAACAAUGGUUUACUUUAGUUGGUUUAUUUUUGUUACUUGUUCAUCUUAGUGGUAGUGGUAGACUGGUAGUAGUAUAUUUUGCUGGAUGGAAAGAAAUAUAUAUAAGUAUAUAUAGUUUAAUUAAUAGGGUAAGAGUCUAUUAUAUUAUUGUUACAAUGAUAAUGAUAAUUUCAGAGGUUAUGUUUGGAAUUUGCUAUUUUUGGGGCGAUUAUAUGAAUGAAAUCUGAUGCGUUCACUUGA
Molecule: messenger RNA, 1377 nt
Organism: Trifolium pratense (red clover)
Lineage: Eukaryota; Viridiplantae; Streptophyta; Magnoliopsida; Fabales; Fabaceae
Product: nucleophosmin-like
Exons: 3
Coding region: 236-991 (251 amino acids)
Source: RefSeq, a predicted model, not a curated record